Guillardia theta CCMP2712 is the source of this 177-nucleotide messenger RNA. RefSeq lists its product as hypothetical. The record is from RefSeq and is a predicted model, not a curated record. The transcript has a single exon. Lineage: Eukaryota; Cryptophyceae; Pyrenomonadales; Geminigeraceae. The annotation marks the transcript as partial.
GACCCUUACAAGAUUCUAGGAGUCAGACGAGGAACUUCCAAGGCCGAGUGCAAGAGGCAAUAUCGAAGGCUGGCCCAGCAAUACCACCCGGACAAGUGCCUGCACUGCAGCCCCGAGAAACUGGAGGAAAUGGCAGAGACUUUCAUUAGGAUCCAAGCAGCCUGGGAGCAGAUAUCU